This is a messenger RNA of Laetiporus sulphureus 93-53, 330 nucleotides long. RefSeq lists its product as uncharacterized. The transcript is spliced from 2 exons. Lineage: Eukaryota; Fungi; Basidiomycota; Agaricomycetes; Polyporales; Laetiporaceae. The record is from RefSeq and is a predicted model, not a curated record. The coding region runs from base 1 to 330 and encodes 109 amino acids.
AUGGUGGUCACUGAACCCCCUUCCACACAAGGCUCUGAGGCUAUUGCGGUCUCUAGCAAUAACGAGGAUGACAGUGACAGUGACGAAGUCGAAUUCAUGGGUGGGACUCUUCCCAAUCUGUCUCCAGUGUGUCCGAAGAAAGGCAAAGGACACGGUCACAAACCUGCAAAGCCGUCCAUCGUGAUGGUAGCUUUCGAGAACCAGUACGUGCAUAUGCCAGUCUGCACCUUCCACAACUGCUCCCUUCCACCAACGUACCUUCCAUUGUGGCAGAAGCCUUCUAUCAUGUGCCUGUGUCAGUACUGCCUGUCCUCGGAGAAGGUCUCCUGA